GAUGUAGCAGAAAUACAGAAAUGUCUUCUUGCAUGGUACGAUGCUAAUAAAAGGGAUCUACCGUGGAGGAGAAUGGCUACAGUAGAAGACAUUGACAGAAGGGCAUAUUCAGUUUGGGUAUCCGAAAUAAUGUUGCAGCAGACGCAAGUUGCAACUGUUAUUAGUUACUAUAACAAGUGGAUAAAGAAAUGGCCAACAAUCAAAGCCCUUAGUGAAGCAACCUUAGAGGAAGUCAACGAGUUAUGGUCUGGUCUCGGAUAUUAUUCACGAGCGCGGAGGCUUCACGAAGGUGUAAUAAAGAUAAUGACCAAGUUUAAUGGCCAUAUGCCACGGAAUGCAUCUGAGUUACAUAAAGAAAUUCCGGGUAUAGGACGAUAUACUGCAAGUGCUAUUGCUUCGAUAUCAUACGGUGAGGUAACUGGUGUCGUAGAUGGUAAUGUCAUCCGUGUUUUAUCAAGAUUACGAGCUAUUGGUGCUGAAAGUAACAGUAAAGUAGCUGUCGAAGCGAUAUGGUUUAUUAAUUCUGGUUUAACUUUAUUUUUCAUGGUUUGUAAUUACAACGCAAUACAGGCUGUCAUGGAACUGGGUUCGACGGUAUGCACUCCAAGAAAUCCGAACUGCAGUAGUUGUCCAAUUAAUGAUUACUGCUUGGCU
Molecule: messenger RNA, 654 nt
Organism: Trichoplax adhaerens
Lineage: Eukaryota; Metazoa; Placozoa; Uniplacotomia; Trichoplacea; Trichoplacidae
Exons: 10
Biological process (GO): base-excision repair; mismatch repair
Cellular component (GO): nucleus
Molecular function (GO): adenine/guanine mispair binding; oxidized purine DNA binding; 4 iron, 4 sulfur cluster binding
Source: RefSeq, a predicted model, not a curated record